Chroicocephalus ridibundus (black-headed gull) is the source of this 2722-nucleotide messenger RNA. RefSeq lists its product as uncharacterized. The record is from RefSeq and is a predicted model, not a curated record. The transcript is spliced from 5 exons. The coding region runs from base 1 to 909 and encodes 302 amino acids. Lineage: Eukaryota; Metazoa; Chordata; Aves; Charadriiformes; Laridae.
AUGGGCCCAGGUAGAGGAUCUCGUCCGCUUAGCGAUGGAGCUCAGGGAGGAGGCAAGCAGGCUGAGGGCCAUCAGGGAAUGAGGCAGAGGGAUAGCGGCUUGGAGUCGCACACAGCCUCCUGUGAUAGAAACCAGGCAGGCGGAACCCCUGCUACAGACAACUCCCUGUCCUCUCUCCACCUGACUGAAUGUGGUAACUUGGAGGACAAUGGCAAGAAGUUCCUGCCCGGCGCAACAGGCGCCGCAGUCGUGACUGCCCAGCGACUACCCCACCUUGCCAGAUGCCACUGUGUAACAGGUAAUCCUCUAUACCUAGGAAGGGAAAGGGAGUAUGACUGCUCGGAAACUUUCCUGAGCAGCCCGGUGCGGGAGGAUCGCAGCAGCGUCAGAGGGCGGAGGGCGGGAGAGGAGGGGAACCGCCUGCGGGGGGCCGCGAAGCAGGGGGCGGACGGCGGCGGCUUCGCCGGGGUACGCGACACAGCCGGGGGCGCACGGCACGACCCGGAGGGGGGGCGGGGGGGGGGGCUGCUGGAUUGCGCGGCACCCGCUCCUCCUCCUCCUCCUCCUCCUCCUUCUCCACCCGCAAUCCAGCGAGCCACAGCGGCGGUAUCGACCGGACAGGUUUCCCCGGAGCUGUCUCUCCCAGCCGGCGCCUGCCUGCUCGCCCGGCCGUGGCCCCCUCAUCCUCCCCGGUCCUGGCCGGGGCUCGCUGACUGUCCCCGGCGGGGAAAGGCGGCGUCGAGAGCCCUUGCGCGGGGAACCGGCUUCUCGGACCGAGGCGGGGAGGAGGACAUCGCGGUGAUAAACAGUUGCGGGGUGGUGGCAGAGGAAUGGGCGGAAAUGUUCCUGCUGAUCACCCGUGCCCCCCUCCCUGCUCUCGGUUUCUUGCUAGCCCUAAUGGUGACCUAGGCUUAAAUUGUUCUGUGGCUGCUUCACACCAAAGGUAGCUUAAAUCAGACAAGAAGAAUUUUGAGUCUGACCAACCCGACCCUCCCAAUAAACGAGAAGAGGUUGACUUCACUAGGCUUUGGCUCAGACCCUUCACAAUUAGGUUCAAGUUUCAUUUCAUAGCAUCCACAGGUGCAGUGGACAUAGUCUGAUCUUUAUCUCACUGUGCUCCCUUUCCCACCCUGCCAACUUCUUUAAUCUAGAGAGCAGUACAACUUUGUUUCCUCAACUAGUAUCACCUUUUCUGGUCCUUUCCCACUUUAAAUGUAAUAAACAUCUUCUGGUAUUAUUCACUUGUGUAUAUAUGUCCAAUACCUAAACAUUAAAAAGAGUUACCCUGCAGUAACAACACAGAUCUUCCACUGUGGUCAAUUCCAAGACCUAAUUGCCACCACAGUUCCAUUUUAGUCCUAAAAAUAGUCCUGCAGCAGAGGUAAAGUGUUGUAGAGAACUAUGAUGCCUUUUGUUCAGUAGUGUUAAUAACCUAUGGCCUCAGAAUAUAAUAUUACAAAAUCUCAUCAUAGGGCAGAAUAAUGAAAUUGUAAACAAUGGAACAAACUGCACGUGAAUGGGGCAGAGACUUAUACCACCCACUGAAAAUGCUAAAUCCAAACUUGGGACCCAGUCUUAACUGAGGAGCUGCACAGCAUCCUGUGCGAGGGGAGAGGCACAUCAAGUCUUCCUAUCCUAAAAGCCUUGUGGCCCUGAAUUACAGGCCAUUAGAUUCCUUUGUCCUGUAAAUCUGCAUUAAAUAGCAGUGUAUAUCUGUGUUGGUAAAUACACAUUUUAACAGCAUAUCCCAUAACGUAUUUUUUUUUAACUUCAUAUAAUCAGCCUUUUGACCCUUUUUCUUCCAGAACCUGCUGCACGCUUCUCUUUAGCUACUGAAAAAUGUAUGUAAUUUAUUAAGUCAGUUCAGCAGUUACCCUUAGUUUGCAACAGGCAAACCUAUUAUACAAACAAUACUGUCACGUUCUUAAGUGCCUUCCUUCUCCUCGUUAUAAUGAAUUCUCUGCAUGCUACUCUGCUGUAAAUUCUCCAUCUAAAAAUUCCAUUCACUGCAUGUUUUGUCAGGGGAAACUGUACUUGACCUUUGAAGCAGUUGGGAGGAGCAAAAUGAUAACCUACUAAAGUGCCUUGCCCUUAACCGAAAUUAUGGCGAAAUAAUUAAAGUCAGAGCAAAAAGGCUUAAACUUUGGGCUCCUUAUGUUCUUAGUGUUUUUGCUUCUGUGAGUUUUUUUUAGAAGUCCAAUUUGAAUUUCAAAUUUGCAUAUUCAGCUAGAAAACAUAGGGAAUGCUUAAUUGCCCAUGUCCAGUGUUCAUAUUUUGCUUUGAAAACAACGUGUCACAUAUUUCUGGGUUUCGUUUCCAGUUACUAUUUGCAUCCAUAAAUUGAACUGCAUAUCUAAACAAGUCCUGUAUUUGCUCAUUAUAGAAACAAAUAUGCUGUAUUUAGAAUUUUGCUUUAUACACAUAUCAGAGAAACAUGGAAUCACCAAACAGCCCAGGUUUGGAAGGGACUUCAAAAGAUCAGUUGGUCCAAGCUUUCGUGGGGAAGGGAGCCUAGAUUAAAUUAUCUAGCACCUUGUCCAGUCACAUCCAUCAAUGGAGACUUUUGGGAGGUUGUUCUAGUGAAUGAUUGUUCUUACUUUAAAAAAAAUUCUUUCUUGUGUUGAGAUUAAACUUCUCCCACUGCAGCUUGUACCUGUUGCCCCUUGUCUUCUCCAUGUAGUUCCUUGUGAAGAGGAACUUCAAGAACUGCUUCUUUCUUGAA